Messenger RNA from Gigantopelta aegis, 1305 nucleotides. RefSeq names its product galactoside alpha-(1,2)-fucosyltransferase 2-like. Gene Ontology annotation, molecular function: galactoside 2-alpha-L-fucosyltransferase activity. Gene Ontology annotation, cellular component: membrane. Gene Ontology annotation, biological process: carbohydrate metabolic process. The coding region runs from base 1 to 1179 and encodes 392 amino acids. NCBI's taxonomy places the organism in Eukaryota, Metazoa, Mollusca, Gastropoda, Neomphalida, Peltospiridae. The transcript has 2 exons. The record is from RefSeq and is a predicted model, not a curated record.
AUGGCAAGAACUCUGAAGUGUUGUCUGGUAUGCGGACUAAUUUCUAUAGCAGUCAGUGCGUACAACUGGAACUGGCGUGGGUCGCGUUCAGUUUCCGUGGCAGCCAAAGACAGCUCUAGGUUCCAUGAAAAACAAACACACGAGCACGAGAUCAAUAACGAGAACAAUCGCCGGUUGCCAAGAGUUCAGGACAACACAAACCAAACCAGUGACACGCCUGUUAAAACUGGGAACGACGAUCGAUUAGCAAACAACAUCAACACAGGUGUAAUAAAUACCAAAGGCAUCAGCCAGUUGUUAAAUGUCACCGAUAAAAAACAACAGAUUAGUUUCUCCCACGGCACGUUCUAUCUUGCGACUAAUAUAAUUAAAGGCGUCGGUCUUGGAAACUUAAUAUAUAUGUAUGCAUCGCUGGUAGGCCUAGCUAACAGCAGGAAUAUGACAGUAGCUCUACAAGCAAACCAUCCUCUUAGGAAAAUGUUUCAUCUCAAAGCAAUGUUUUUUCCAAAAACAAUCAUGUUCAAAACUUUCAAAAGAGUAACUUCAGAGAAAUGUUGUAUGUAUGACGAAACGUUUCUAGAAAUGCCUCGAAAUCGUAAUUACACAAUUGACAGUCUGUUACAAUCGUGGAAGUAUUUUAGCCACGUGGAAUCAAAUAUUCGUCAUCAGUUAAGAUUUAAAGAUCACAUCAAGUCCGUUGCCGAGAAACGAAUUCGUGAAAUUCGUGAAAAAUAUCAGUCAAAAAGUCCAGGGGAGAUAACUCUAAUAGGUGUUCAUAUACGAAGAGGUGAUAAAGACUCCAAAAUAGCCAGAAAAAACGGAAAUUACGUCGCUCCGCCUGAAUAUAUAAAAAAUGCAAUGGCGUAUUAUGUGUCUAGGUUUUCAAACUGUGUUUUUGUUGUUUGUAGUGAUACCAUGACGUGGGUGGGAAAACACGUAAAAACAAAUUCAGGGAUGGAACUGAUAUCAGAAACGAACUCUCCGCAAGUGGAUAUGGCCAUAUUGUCUCUAUGCAAUCACACUAUUAUGACAGUGGGGACAUUUGGAUGGUGGGGAGGCUAUUUAGCUGGAGGGACUGUGUUGUACUAUAAAAAUCCGUAUGACGAAAAAGAUCAAUUCUGGAGUAAGGUAUUCAACAUGGCUGACUACUACCCAUCACAUUGGAUACCUAUGGUCUGAAUCUGUAUUAAAGUGGUAAAGCGUUCGCUUGAUGCGCGGUCGGUUAAACAUUAGGUAAUUUUGACAUAUAGUCAUCAGAGGAAACCCACUACAUUUUUUCAUUACCAGCAGGGGAUCUUAUAUGCA